This is a messenger RNA of Boeremia exigua, 411 nucleotides long. RefSeq lists its product as uncharacterized. Gene Ontology annotation, biological process: translational initiation. Gene Ontology annotation, molecular function: translation initiation factor activity; RNA binding. The record is from RefSeq and is a predicted model, not a curated record. Gene Ontology annotation, cellular component: nucleus. The coding region runs from base 1 to 411 and encodes 136 amino acids. Lineage: Eukaryota; Fungi; Ascomycota; Dothideomycetes; Pleosporales; Didymellaceae. The transcript has 2 exons.
AUGGGCCGCCCAAAGCGCCAGGUCCUCGCCACCAUCGAGGAUACCGUCACGCCGCCCGACGUCCUGCCGGCGGCGCACCUGCUGGCGCGCAUCGUCAAGGCCGAGGGCAAGAACCUGUACAGCGCUGAACUGCCCGGCGGGAAGACGGUGCUGGCGGAGCUCGAGCCGCGGUUCCGCUCGACGGUGUGGAUCAAGCGCGGCAGCUACGUGGUGGUGGACACGUCGGCGAUGGCGGAGCGCGACAACAAGCUCGACGGGGUGAUUGUGAACAUUGUGCGCGACGAGAAGGCGUGGCGCAAGUCGCCGUAUUGGCCCGGCGAGUUCGUCAAGAAGCCGGCGUACGAGGACAGCGACGACGAGGCGUCGACCGUGGGCAAGAUGCCGCCGACCGACUCCGACGAGGAUGCGUGA